Messenger RNA from Ciona intestinalis (vase tunicate), 3096 nucleotides. The record is from RefSeq and is a predicted model, not a curated record. NCBI's taxonomy places the organism in Eukaryota, Metazoa, Chordata, Ascidiacea, Phlebobranchia, Cionidae.
UAUGUUUUUAGUUUUUGUAAGAUUUUUCUGCUAAUAAAUCAAAAUGGAAACAAAACAAAGAACUUUACUUUUAAAAUAUCUUCAUUCUGAUAAAGAGACAACAGAUUUACAAAAAGAGUUCAAAUCUCCGCAUUUUAUUUCGUUUUUCCUCAAUUUUAUUCAUAGCAAGUCACAUCAGUUGUUCGAAUUAAACAGUAAAGCGAACGUGAAAAGUCAAGAUGUUGAAAAAUUGGUGACAAAACCGUCGACAGCGAACCAAAGACAGGUGGAGAGAAUAAGCACUCCGAAGGCCUUGACUGCAUCUCCACAGACAUCUUAUAAUGAUGGUUUCCAGCAACAUAGAGAUCAUAUAAACCGCUCCGCUUAUUCAGGAAAAAAGAAAAAUCGAAAACCGUUGAACCGUAGCAGACAGGAAAACUCUAACGAUGGACAUAGAAAUUUAAAAAUUGAUCCCAAAACUCCAGUUUUUGGAGAUUAUUUAACUAAAACUACAAAACCUUCAGUUUUUAAUUGCACAGAACAAGUGAAAGAAGUGUCUCUGUUGAAAACAAGUAAAAGUUUUGACGUUUCGAACAGUGAAGACUUCCCAUCUCUAUCUUCUUCUGCCCCUCAGCCUAAAACAGAUGAGACAAAGAAAUCUAAACGAAGGAUUAAACCAACUCUUGUCUCUUCUUCCGUUUCCACGGAAAAAUGCAAACUUGUCUUCGAUUCUUUUUCCUCUCCAACUCUACCUAGUGGAAGUAAUGUUAAACUUCCGGACACAGCAAAACAGCUACAAGAGGAAAAAGAAAUUCUGCUGAAAACAAGAAUUUUUAACGCAGAAAAAUCAACCACUGUUAAAAUUGCAGCAAGCCUGGACAAACAACUUGAAUGCAUAAGCCCUAUACAAGCAGAUGCUACAACACCAAUACAACAACCACGCACAACUGUUACCAACUCAUUUAUUAAGGAAAUAAAAAGAUUUGCUUCACUUUUUGCACACCUCGUUGCUCAAUUCCUCGUUCCCAGUAUUGUGGAAGAGCUCCACCUUGUGGUGAUGCUGCUAACAUUAGACCCAUCACUGGAGGGCAGCGUGGAGGUUAAUAGAAAUCAACAGGAUGAUGAUCUAAGCCCCCUGCUCCGAACAACCAAUGAAGGUUUCAUUUUCGCGACAGAAGCGAUCCUCCAUCUCUCCCAUACUUUAAUAAUUGAAGUUUUUAACAAAGAAAUGUUGCAGUUGUUGCAUUCUGCCAUCCAGGCCAAGGAACAAUGCAAUGAUUUGUUGAUGAAACUAACUUCAAUGAUCAAGACACGAAGUACGGCAAAACUUUUUCACAAGGUAAAGUACAUUGGUUGGUUUCGCAAGUCAAGAACUUUUCAACUUAUGAACCUUUUAUAAGACUUUUCCUUGACAACCUCAUUCUUGCUGGCAACAAGAAGUUGCCACCAAAACGUGACACCCCCCACCCAAGUUUGGUGACUGGUGACCCUGAACGACUACGACUCCUGGAGUCAAGGGUCACGACCCCAACCCAACCCCGAAUGACAUCAUCGCAUGGUUGGCUAAGCGCGGAGCUUCAAUUUUUCAGAGAAUUCGUGAAAACCUCGGACAGCUUUUCCCUCAACCUUUACCUACUUCAUGGGAUAAAGGAACGUAUUGUUGCCAUGGAGACUAACAUGGAUACCAUGGAUCAUGAUCAUAAUAGAAAUCUUAUAAAGUAAUAUUCAAUCUAAGGAUUUUGGGAAAUUUUUAUGGAUUCGUCGUUUUCCUGCCGUUCUUAGAUUCAGUGGGCCCCCCAACCUCAUCCAUCUCCCAAGACUUCAUAACAUCUCGCAUCCACCAUUCAACCAACCACCAUCAUACAGUGAUGACCAUUCCAUGGGUUGUGCAAUACCUCUCCUAUGCUACACAGUCUGUACCUGGCAACACUGGGAUUUGGGAUGUUUUCCAUCAAGUUGCUAAAGUAUCAAGAUAUGGAUCUGGGAUUCCCCCUCGUUUGCGACUUUAUUUGGUAACAAUGGUUGGUUCAUUGUUUGAGGGGGGGAUGGUUAAUCUGUUCUAUGAUGUCAUAAUGCAACCCAUUGUUAAUCACAAUACGAGAAACCCUACGACCUCGCUUGACCUCAUCAGUGACAUCACAGACGAAAUGAUUAUGACAUCACACUGGAGAAUGAACGAAAUAUCAACGAUAUUAAAAACGCGAUUAAUUUCAAAACGAAGUUUUCCGAAGAAAAUAAAACCUUCAAGUGAAAAACUCCCGGAAAAAACAGACGUACAAUUCCAACUCGAGGAAUUUUUCUUCCGUAACCAGCCAUCAUCAUUGAAGCGUAUCGUAACGUUCGUUUCCGAGCGUUGUCACUCAAACUGCGUCAAGCACAUCUGUCAAUCAUUGUUACCUGAGUUUUGCGACAAAUCCGAUAAAAUUGCUAUAUUUGUUGCUGCAAAAGAAAUACACAAAGAUGAAGCCAAAACGCUUGCUCAAGAAUUAUAUGGAGAUUGUUUGUCUUCGAUUAAAAAUGAAGUUUCGGUUUUUGUUUCAACGAAUGUAAGAAGAAGUAUCUCAGCGUUGUUGCAUACGUCAACCCCAACGCAGGUUGUAGAUACAUCGUGUCUUAUAUCUGAACGUCAAGUCACCAACACUGCCCUCCAGUGGUUGAACGAGCGACUGUUUGAUCACUUGGUGGCCAAAAUUAAAUCGAGCCGAACAACAAAAACAAAGGAAAGCCAAGAUUUUGAAACUUUUAACUUUUCCUCGCUAAUCAGCCAUGCACGACAAGUUAUUUUAACCAACCAAUCAGAAACAGAUUCUGAUUGUCGACGUCACAAUGCACUUUAUGAGGUCACCAUUAUCUCACAAUCAAUCCCCUGUGAUGUCAUAAGUGACCUGCCCCAACAUAUUCGUAACGUUUUAUCUUUUCUAACCAAAGAACUUCUUUUACUUGGUAGUGAUGUCACAAUGGUUGAUGAUGUCAUCAACUUUGAUGACAUAAUAGCUUCAAUCAAUUUAGACAAUUGUGAUGUCAUCAAACUUCUAACUGCCUGAAUAUUUUUAAGAAAUUUUUUAGAAUUUUUAAACUUUUUGAAAAUUAAUUUGAUAUUUGUUGAUUUUUCUCAAA